AUGGCAGUGGUUGUGGCCGCGCCGCCGGCCUUGACUGGCGACCUGGCACUUUUUCACACCACCGAUCCUCUGCUCUCGAACUCGCCAGUACUCGUUUUCCACGGCCCAGCAGCCACAAUCGGCGCGACGAGCUCGCGAAUACAAGUCCAUGUCUUCACACCAGCGGGGACCGGUUCGUAUACGCGACUCGCCAUCUCCCCGAAUUCACCAUUUUACUCUGCGGUCAGCAACUUACCACGAGAAGAGCAGGGCGAUGAGGUGGUGCGUGGGUUGGCGUUUGGCUUGAAGAAGUACUUCGUAGAGCUCCCAGAAACAGUCAAGAAGACAUGGUGCACCCAAGUAAAGACGCCCUCGCCUGCUAUGCUAUUCGGCGACGAUCAUGUCGCGGUCCUUGCCAGCCGAAUGACGCGCAUUGAGAACGUAGACGAGGUUGUCCAGGCUCUCAGUGAAGCGUUCUGUGAGCAGCGGCAAUCUUGGCUAGAUGUGGAUGUGGUACUACCGGCGGGCACGAUCAAAGACACUGCCAAGCGAGGCGAUUCUCUUGGUGACGAGGAUCUAUUGGAAAGUGAUUUGCUUCAGCAGAAGUAUGGACGAUAUGCAGAGCUCAUCGGUGGUCUUGGCGAGACAGCCUUUCUGCCGACGUCCAAGUUGAAACGUGCUCCAUCCAAGCAGACAAAUAUUGGCCGAAGCACAUCAUUCUUGCGACAUCAGAAGGAAGUUGUUCGCAAGGAGAUAUGUGAGCUGCUCGAGACAGAGGACAGCUAUGUCGGUCGUCUCCGAGAAUUGCACAGAAUCUCCAAGAUGAUUCACGGUGAUCUACGAUCAAGCAGUCAGCAGCAGCUCCAGUCGUGCUUUCCGGAGGCACUUACAAGCAUACUCGAUCUCAACACUCAAUUCGCGCAGGCCUUACGAAUACUCUUCGUGUCUACGCAGACCAGCGCAAACCAGGAUAUCGAAGCAACUUCGGACACUCCUAUCACAUCUAAACAAACAAGUCUUGAUUUGGCAGGCGAUGCGCAAGGCGUGUACUUGAAGGAUCAACCGCAAGCCAGUCAAUCGCUACGUGCUUUAUUUCGUUCGCCAGAUACUGCCCUCAUUGCUGCGUUGCAGGAGAUUGGCGAGCAACGCUUGAAUUCGCUACUGAUCGAGCCUGUACAGCGCUUGCCACGCUAUACUCUAUAUAUCGACAGCAUCACGAAGCAGUUACCAGUGCGGCAUCCCGCGAUCAAGCCAUUGCUGAAGGCUCGUGACAUUAUUACCGACAUCUGCAUACAGGACGACUUCGCAGGGAAUGCUACGUCGAUAUGCAACACACUACAGGCCAAAGUCGCCUCGUGGCCCUCAGACUGUGCAAUUGCUGGCCGCCUUGUGACGGUGGUCGAUGUCAUCGAGCUUGAGGCGCCAUAUGCUCUACAUGGAUGCGAUGGCGCUUCUGGCAUUCUUCUGGUGUUUACUGACAGCGUCAUACUCUUGGAGCGCACGACUGAACGCGCGAUUGCUGCCCGAGCCUUGCAAAGUGAGCUCGAGAAUGUGAUCGCGGCUGUCCAGCCUUUGUCCCCACGACCGGAUGCUAUACUGGAGCUCCGCUUCCUGCGCAAGGUCCGUUUAGACGCGUGCGACUUUACUGAAAGCAUUGGCGGGCGCGCUGUGCAGCUGACGACGCGUUUCUCUCUGGUUGCUGCAGCUCAUCCUCUGCCUCAGCACACCGUCGAUUCGUGUCAGAUCUUGCGACUCGCGGGAUCCUACGAUGGCAAAGCUGCGCGCUUGACUGAGGAAGUCACCAAGGCACGAGUGGAGGCACGUUUCAGCGAGUCGGAGCGUGAGUCGUCGCAAUGGGAUGUGCGUGCUUCAGAUCCAGCUGCAGACCAUGCCAGCCUGUUGAGUGCAACCUUCGACGACUCGUGUUCCGAGCAUAUUGCCGCCCGUCGUCAAGCUGCUCCAGUGCGCAUAUUGGUGGAUAUCGAUAAGCACUCUCAGCGGCCACGAGCUGGUCACGCCGGCAUCCGCACCGUCAUAGCGACCUCUCCACUCAAAGAUGGCUUGUGGAGGCUGACCAUUGACUCUAUCGACGGCAGCGCCAGUCGUGAGCAUGUUGCAGCUAUUGACUUGAUUUCAACGCUCAGCAAGCGCUUGGCCUUGCUUUCUUUAACUCGUUACAGCAUAGAGGACCAAUCGGUUACGGCUUAUGCUCUCACACGUAACGCCGGCAUCCUCACCUCGAUUGAGCUCGAAGCACAUCCUGAGGACGAAGCCCAUGAGCGCGCCGAUCUAAGUCAGGAGCGCUUGAAGCGACCCAAGUCACCACGCAAGCUGUUGUCGAGUUUCUUGUCCAGCACCGGCCCAGGUAGCCAGGCGCCGACAUUUAUGAAGAAGGACCUACCGCCACUCCCACCACCUCCAUCACAACAGCGUCUUCGCUACGGCAGCGAAAGCAUUUCAUCCGAGCCACCGAGCAGAGAAAGCCGACCGCCUUCACGAGAUCAGCCGACGCCACGAUCGCUGAAUAGUAUGCGCUCUAUCGACCAGCUCAGCAGUCAAAAGCAUAGUAGGCUUGAAGAGACACUAUCAGCCUAUGUGCUGGCACUGCAAGCUCGCAAAGGCAACAUCGUUGGGCGCAGCCUCAAAAUGCGUGCUACGGCUGAUGAGCUUACUGUAAACGAGCUCUAUAACGGUCUACUGGAAGAUCCGAAUCUCAUGGUCUUGGCCGCUCAAGCUACGGUCGAUGUACUGUUCGCUGCAUUUGAGAAGUUCGUGAACAUGGCCUGGAAAGAGCAGAUUGGGCAGAUUGUGCCGUAUGCUGUCAUCCAAGAAAUCCAGUCAAAGGCGGAGACACUGUUCCCAUCCGACUUCGAUAACUUUUUCCGUUCUGCGGUCAGCGGGUUGGCGCCACAAAAUCAGCGUGCCUUCAAGACGAUUAUGAAGCUGCUGGCCGAUUUGUUGGACGGUACUGGCAACGAUGGCGAUCGUGGCAUACUCACAGCGGCCUUUGCGGAAGUGCUUGUGCCCGACGGCAACCCUCACGACUUUAUACCUUUAAUCGACCGCUUCGUCGACGACACCGAGACUUACUUUGGUGAGCCGGUCGAGGACACGCAGAGGCUCAACGAGGGACCAGGCAGUAUACACAAGCGAGCUAGAUCUGUCAACUCAGCUUCGAUCAGCUCCAACACUUCGUCCCUUCGCAAGAAAUUCGGCUUAGGAACGCUUACGAGAGCCAACAGCAAGUCUGAAGAGGAAUCGAAGGUUGCCGCUGUAUGGCGUAGUCUGAGCAAGAGUACGCGAGGCGAUGCAAGCCCUGCUGGUAGCAUCUCCAAGGCUACUCUACAGCGCUCUCAUAGCACGGACAUCAAUGCUCGCGGCUUGUUCCCAAGGCCGGCUUCGCAGGACGGGCCAAGUCUCAAACCAUCAGCGUUGGAAGACGCUGCCAGCUUGACUGGACUGUCUUCAACGCAGAAUCUGGGCUUGUCGACCAUCGGUGAGCAUCCCAGCUUCAUACCGACUGGACCGCCAAGGAAGAAGAGGCGUAGCUCGCUCUCGGACCUGAAGGCUCUGGAGUCGACGCAGAAGGCACAGCCGUGGAUGUCACCGUCCCCACGCCGACCUCCACUUGCGCAGAGGCACACGGACGACAAAUCGCUACCAGCCUCGCCCAUGCCUUCUACGCCGUCUUCAAGAGGUGGCAGUGGCAGAUUUGGCUCGCCGAUACGCGAGACCCCCCGCUCGAGGCUGCCACCAUCGUUCAGGAGGGAGAACUCUCCUGGUGCAGACAAGUCCUUUGGUGUCGUGGCACCGCUUCGGCCACGCAGCAGUAGUAAGCAGCCAGAGGAUGUAGUGAUUACUGCUAGACCGACCUCAAGCAUACCGACGCUUGCUCCAAGGAAUAGCACGGUUCAUAAAGCGCCGUCGCCAUCUCCUCGUGUGGGCCUCUCAGAGCGAGCAGGUGCUGGCAAUAUCGUCAAACGUCCCUCGCCGCAACCGGAAAAAGUGUCGAUAGCAGGGAUCCUUCCAUCUGCCGCUGCAUCAUCCGAGAGUGGCACUCCUCGUAAGCUGCGCAUGCAGUCGCCACAGAAGCUCCGUGAGCGUCUGCAAAACGAACAAACCUCCUUGACCACGGCGCAGACCUCGCUGCAGGACGAGCUGAGUAAGAUUGGCGACGAACUCACAGCGACGCCUAGUCGUAUUGGCUCGAUUCGAGCUCCCCGUCCGAUUACUACGUAUCCUCGGACAAGUGGAGCUGGUUCCACGAACAUAGAUCUCGCACAGCGUGUCCUGAAAAUGGAAGGCACGCUCACGUCUCAAAUCGACACCUUGACCUCUCGUCUCGCUGGUAUCCAGUCCGACUUAUCAUCUUCUCUCACGGUCUCGGAGAACAAGUGCAAGCGAUUGGACGAGCUAUACAGAGAAGCGAAUGGCGAGAACGAGGCACUCUAUGCCCGCUUCAACGAUGAGCUAGGUAGGAUUCUCAAGGUCGUGAAGGCCGGAGAGGGUGUUGAGGAGCUGAAACGACAACUUCAAAUUGGUCAGGAGGAGACGGCAAGGUUGAAGAAGGAAGUGGGACGGCUGAGGAGGGAGAACGCGGGGUUGAGAGCGCAGAUGAAGUGA
This is a messenger RNA of Recurvomyces mirabilis, 4602 nucleotides long. RefSeq lists its product as uncharacterized. Lineage: Eukaryota; Fungi; Ascomycota; Dothideomycetes; Mycosphaerellales; Teratosphaeriaceae. Gene Ontology annotation, cellular component: cytoplasm. The transcript is spliced from 2 exons. The coding region runs from base 1 to 4602 and encodes 1533 amino acids. Gene Ontology annotation, molecular function: guanyl-nucleotide exchange factor activity. The record is from RefSeq and is a predicted model, not a curated record. Gene Ontology annotation, biological process: regulation of actomyosin contractile ring contraction; regulation of division septum assembly.